ACUUCACAUCAACCAAACCUACUUCUGUCUCUCUCUCUCUCUAUCUCUUACGCUCUAACAGAAAAAAUUAGAAAGGUUGUGAGAAUGGCGGCUACAGCAGCUUCAAGCUUGCAAAUUGCUACACGAAGGCCGAGCAUUUCUUCGCCUUGUAAAGUUCUUAAAGCAGGGACCUACAUUGUUGGUGCCAAUCCUGGAAACGCUUCAUGGGAUAAACUUUCAUGCACUCGCCAUUUAUCAAACCUUGGAUGUUUGAGAAACCACAGUGCUGUUCCAACUUCAAAAAGACCCUUUUCCUUUUCCACAAAGGCGAUGUCGGAAUCCAGUGAAAAUAAGGCUUCUUCAGGGCUUCCAAUUGAUUUGAGAGGAAAAAGAGCUUUCAUUGCUGGUAUAGCGGAUGAUAAUGGAUAUGGUUGGGCCAUAGCAAAAUCUCUUGCUGCUGCUGGAGCUGAAAUAUUGGUUGGGACAUGGGUUCCUGCACUUAAUAUUUUUGAGACAAGCUUGAGACGUGGAAAAUUCGACCAGUCACGAGUGUUGCCAGACGGGUCAUUGAUGGAGAUUAAGAAGGUUUAUGCUUUGGAUGCUGUGUUUGACAAUCCUGAAGAUGUGCCUGAAGAUGUGAAAACGAAUAAGCGAUAUGCAGGGUCAUCAAACUGGACCGUACAGGAAGCUGCUGAAUGUGUGAAAAAAGAUUUUGGAAGCAUCGACAUUCUUGUCCAUUCCCUUGCAAAUGGGCCAGAGGUUAGCAAACCUCUUCUGGAGACAUCGAGGAAAGGCUAUCUCGCUGCUAUCUCUGCUUCGAGAGGUGCUUCAAUAUCUCUUACUUACAUUGCCUCUGAAAGAAUCAUUCCUGGGUAUGGUGGAGGGAUGAGUUCUGCCAAAGCUGCACUAGAGAGUGAUACAAGGGUGCUUGCAUAUGAAGCUGGAAGGAAAUCAAACAUUAGGGUCAACACCAUCUCUGCGGGUCCUUUGGGAAGCCGAGCAGCAAAAGCCAUUGGGUUCAUAGACACCAUGAUUGAGUAUUCCUACAAUAAUGGGCCUAUUCAGAAAACAUUGACCGCAGAUGAAGUUGGGAAUGCAGCAGCCUUCUUGGCAUCGCCACUGGCCUCUGCCAUAACCGGUGCAACCAUCUAUGUGGACAAUGGCUUGAAUGCAAUGGGCGUUGCACUAGACAGCCCGGUGUUCAAAGACCUCAACAGCAAGAACUAGGGUCUUGAUCGGCGACUGAACUCGAGAAAUUCCAUUUCGUGAGCUUGCUUGUUUGUCUUUAUGAGUUAGUAUGUACGGCAUAUGAUCCCCAUCGGCUGUCUUUCUUUCUUUAAGAGAAUAAAUUAUGGUUCUAGGU
Molecule: messenger RNA, 1342 nt
Organism: Arabidopsis arenosa
Lineage: Eukaryota; Viridiplantae; Streptophyta; Magnoliopsida; Brassicales; Brassicaceae
Source: the annotation of a GenBank genome assembly